GUUUCUCUUUGCCAGCAACUCGACUCACAAAAGCUAGGUAAAGUCGCAGCAUUAUGUUUUUCGUUCACUGCCAAGCUUACAUAUGAUGACCGGUGUUCGGAUUUGAUUUCCACUUUUCAAAUAUUCUGUGUUUGUAAGAGUUGUCUUCUCCUCAUAUAGCAGACGAAAACGUCAUUGUUAGGCUUGAUUUGAUUGGAUACAAGAUAUCUUUUGGCCAAUGAAAUCGAUUCUUUUAUAGGGAGCGAUUCUCUCCGUGUUACGCCAAAAUGUGCAAUUUUGCAGUCAUUGCUAUUUUUUGUGUAUAACAUCUGUCCUUCAGUGGAACAUUAGAAAUAAAAUUAUUGGGUGAGGAAAGGAAUAUCAUGAAGCUCUUACACAGAGAUAUUGAGAAAAACGGUGAAGGGUCUGUAACCCUGAUGCCAGAGGAGGCUGAAGACAUGUGGCAUGCGUAUAACCUGGUGCAGGUGUCGGACUCACUACGCUCAACUACUAUUAGGAAAGUCCAAAAUGAGUCGGCGACAGGAAGUGUGAGUGUCAACAAGGUGCGGACAACUCUCACUAUUCAGGUGGAGGGCAUAGACUUCGACACACAGGCGUGUGUGUUGCGGGUGAAGGGCAGGAACAUCUGUGAGAACCAGUAUGUCAGGAUGGGGGCCUACCACACCCUAGACCUGGAGCAGAACCGUCAGUUUACUAUUGGCAAACAUGAAUGGGACAGUGUCAGCAUGGAGAGGAUAGAGAAUGCCUGUGACCCGACCCAGCACGCUGACCUGGCCGCCGUGGUGAUGCAGGAGGGGCUUGCCCACGUGUGUCUUGUCACAUCCAGCAUGACGCUGGUUAGGGCAAAGAUAGAGGUCAACAUCCCCAGGAAGAGGAAGGGGAUGUGUGACCAACACACCAAGGGUCUUAAUAGGUUUUAUGAUCAGAUUGUUCAAGCAAUAUUGAGACACAUCAAUUUUGACAUUGUAAAAUGUGUGCUUAUCGCAAGUCCAGGCUUUGUAAAGGAUCAGUUCCAUGAGUACAUGACAACCACAGCUGUGAAGAAUGACUACAAGUUGCUGAUUGACAACAAGUCCAAGUUUGUCCUUGUGCACUCAUCUUCAGGAUUCAAACACUCGCUGAAGGAGGUGUUGUCGGACCCGACUGUGACAUCCAAGCUGGCAGACACCAAGGCAGCAGGGGAAGUGAGGGCACUGGAGGACUUCUAUCAGAUGCUGCAGACCGAUCCCAACAGGGCGUACUACGGUGUGAAGCAUGUGGAGAAGGCAGCUGACCUGCAGGCUGUGGAGAUCUUGUUGGUGUCAGAUGAACUCUUUCGGUCCAAUGACAUACAACAGCGGAAGCGGUACGUGAACCUGGUGGACAAGGUGCGUGACAAUGGAGGAGACGUGAGGAUAUUCUCCAGUUUACAUGUGUCGGGAGAACAGCUGGGCCAGCUGUCCGGUGUGUGUGCCAUCUUGCGCUUCCCCAUGCCUGAUGACGAGGAUGACUCUGAUGAUGAGGACUAGCCUUUUGUUAUGAAUGUGUAUACAAGCUGAUCUGUGAUGAGGACAUGUCUCUUCAGGGUGGCUCGUCCCGGCUGCCAGUGUGGUUCAGAGAGCAGCCAGGGUGGUCCAUUGGUUGCCAGGGUGGUUCAAAGAGCAGCCAGGGUGGUUCAGAGAGCAGCCAGGGUGGUCCAUUGGUUGCCAGGGUGGUUCAGAGAGCAGCCAGGGUGGUCCAUUGGUUGCCAGGGUGGUUCAGAGAGCAGCCAGGGUGGUCCAUUGGUUGCCAGGGUGGUUCAGAGAGCAGCCAGGGUGGUCCAUUGGUUGCCAGGGUGGUCCAUUGGUUGCCAGGGUGGUCAAUUGGUUGCCAGGGUGAUUCAGAGAGCAGCCAGGGUGGUCCAUGGGUUUGUAAGGAUAGUCCGUGGGGUUGCCAGUGUGAGUAUUGAGGCUGCCAGGGUGGUUCAAAUAGCAGCAAGGGAGGUCCGGAUGCUAUCAGGAUAGUCCAUGGGGCUUCUAGGGUGGAUCAGGAUGCUGUCAGAGAGGCUGCCAGUAGUCUAAAGUUGCAAAUCAGGGGUGGCUGGUGGGACUCUGAUCAAAGCGAUCAGGCCUUUCCAGAACCAGUCAUCUUUUACGGUUUCUGGGCAAGGAGUGAAAAGAGUCACUUUUGAAGACAUGGCAUGUAUGUUAGCUAACAGAGCUAUAUGUGCAGCUGGUAUAGGACAAGAAUGAUUUGCUGGAGCCUCAAUACAUCAGGAUCGUUUGUGUACAAGUAGCACCAUCUGAGUUUGUACACCAUAGUGCAUAUGUCUUUCACAAGCCUUGAAGACUUGUAGCUGUUAGUGACGUAAUUGUAUGCCUAUUCAUUAUUCAUAUCCUGACAAAAAACAUUUUAGUUGAUGUGGCUUAUAUAGUCGAUUUCAAUUUAACUCAAGAACUGUUAACAAGGAAGACUUUCAGAUUUCAUCUUUUAUUCUUCCAGUGCAAUGUUUUGGUACAGAUGCUGGUACUGUUAUCAAGAAAGUCAUGUUCAACUAGAUUUGGAAUUGUGAUAUAAUACAGCUUGCAUAAUGCCACUUAAAGAUGUUAUCGAAAAACCAUUAUAAGACAGACACACCUGCCAGUUUUUCAGUCCACUAGUCCUCAUAAUGAUAACAUAUAGCAAAACCAUUUUAAGAUGGCAAUUGUCUACUUGUCCUUAUGAUUCCUUAACAAUGGGCAGUUUGGCAUGGAUUAUAGGACAAGUGCCAAUUUCAAUCGAUGCCUGCGUGGAUUCUUCUCCACUUGAAUGCCACAUUAUAAAUUGAUAUUAAUAAAAAAUAAACUUCAAAACAAAGGACAAUGGUCUGAAAUUAUAGAAAGCUCGAGGUUUUUGAGGAUUUGUAGAAAUGCUGACUGCCUGUGAAUGUUCCCCAAUGAGCCAAACCUGGGAGUCUGUCAUUAAUGAGUUUGUGAAUGCUUGUAAGUUAUUGUCAUUGAAUGAUCGAAAGAGUGUGUUCAUAGCCAGUUAGUUCUCCACAGACAUUGUACCAUGUAGGAUGAAUAUGAUUCUGGUUGAAAUAAGACCUUAAGCAAGGAUGUGGGUUAUUUCCCCUUAUGAUGCGGAUGGAUCUGUUAACCAAGGGUGACCUUGUUGUUCUGUUUGUUCCGGGUUACUUCAUCGUCAUAAGAGCAUACCGUAUUCAACGUAAUAAGUGCCCCGG
Haliotis rufescens (red abalone) is the source of this 3181-nucleotide messenger RNA. Its product is annotated as protein pelota-like. Lineage: Eukaryota; Metazoa; Mollusca; Gastropoda; Lepetellida; Haliotidae. Gene Ontology annotation, biological process: nuclear-transcribed mRNA catabolic process, no-go decay; nuclear-transcribed mRNA catabolic process, non-stop decay; RNA surveillance. Bases 363 to 1508 code for a protein of 381 amino acids. The record is from RefSeq and is a predicted model, not a curated record. The transcript is spliced from 12 exons. Gene Ontology annotation, cellular component: cytoplasm.